CGGCCUCGGACUGAACGAAGCUUUCAGAGCCGAGAUGAUCUUUGACAUUAAUUUACUCCAUGAAGAAGCGAGAGAUUAAAUAUUCACAAAUGCCUGACUUUGACCUCGAAGGGCAACAUCUUGUCACGACCUGGCUCUAAGCACUGUUGGUGGACAGCCUGGUGUGUCUUGUAGGGGUCCUUCCAGCUUCGGGGAUUCAUUUCAACAUGGCAGCGAACAGCAGCGGCGGAAAGAGUGGAGGAGGAAAGCAGGCUACUCCCUCUCCAGAGCAGGUGGUGGCCACGUUCCAGAGGAUGCGGCAGGAGCAGCGCAGUAUGGCCUCAAAGGCUGCUGAGCUGGAGAUGGAGAUCAAUGAACACAGCCUGGUCAUUGACACACUGAAAGAAGUAGAUCCCUCACGGAAGUGCUAUCGCUUAGUGGGUGGCGUGCUUGUAGAGAGAACAGUUAAAGAAGUCCUGCCUGCGUUGGAAAACAACAAAGAACAGAUAUCAAAGAUCAUCGAGUCGCUCAACACACAAAUGCAGGCAAAAGGGCGGGAGCUGACAGAAUACCGGGAACGCUACAACAUCCGACUGGUUAGCGAAGAUGACAAACAGGGCAAAGGAAACACCAGUCAAGCCAAAGAAAGUGAAGGAGGCGGGUCUAAAAGUGGUGCUGGAGUGCUUGUGUCUUAAUUCCUUUAGCUGUUAGCUGGUAUAUAAUUGUGCUUACGGCAUUUGAGUUUAAGAGAGCCUGAAUAUUGUGAACGACCACAAUUUUUCAAGUCAAUUUAGUAUAUUCCUGAUGUUGCAAUAUGGAAGAUCUCUCAAGUUACACCUAACAAGGCCGAACACCAUGGCUGGCAUUUUUUCAGAAUUGUAGAAUAGACUCACUCAAGUUCAAGUAAGUGGUACUUUCUGAGUAGUAAAGAUGUAAACCUUGAUUUCCUAGAAAUGCUUUGUGUAGGAUAUUAUAGAUCACAGAACAUACACAUAAUCCAAGUAGCUCCACCACACCAAAGGUGUGAAAGCAGAUCAGUGCCCUUUAUAUCACAGUGCUUUUUAAAGAACUGCUUUUACAUUUUAAUGAAUGUUACAUGCUUAGAAUGGAGUCCUGGAUCCCCUCUGCUGCUUUGAGGCGCUUGAGACAUUCAUAUGGGCACAAGGCCCGAGAUCAAACAAGACAUGUCAAACAAAUAUGAUAAUAAAAUUAAGUUCUGUUUUGCAGUUUGCCAA
Pygocentrus nattereri (red-bellied piranha) is the source of this 1214-nucleotide messenger RNA. RefSeq names its product prefoldin subunit 2 (gene pfdn2). The transcript is spliced from 5 exons. Gene Ontology annotation, molecular function: protein folding chaperone. Gene Ontology annotation, cellular component: prefoldin complex; cytoplasm. Gene Ontology annotation, biological process: protein folding. NCBI's taxonomy places the organism in Eukaryota, Metazoa, Chordata, Actinopteri, Characiformes, Serrasalmidae. The coding region runs from base 207 to 674 and encodes 155 amino acids. The record is from RefSeq and is a predicted model, not a curated record.